Messenger RNA from Acaromyces ingoldii, 627 nucleotides. Its product is annotated as NLI interacting factor. Lineage: Eukaryota; Fungi; Basidiomycota; Exobasidiomycetes; Exobasidiales; Cryptobasidiaceae. Bases 1 to 627 code for a protein of 208 amino acids. Gene Ontology annotation, molecular function: protein serine/threonine phosphatase activity. The transcript is spliced from 2 exons. The record is from RefSeq and is a predicted model, not a curated record.
AUGGUCACGGCCCCGGGCGCAACGGGUACGGCCGCCGUCGCCGUUGCUCACCGUGGGCCUUCCUCCUCGCUCAUCCACCACUCGCCAAAGGUACUCGUCCUCGACCUCGACGAGACGCUCAUCCACUCGACCAGCCGCAACCCGACCUGGAGUGCGCUGGCCGAGAAGGGACGGGGCGCCUCGAUCUCGACCGAGGUCGUUCUCGAUGGCCGCAGCAUCGUCUACCACGUCUACAAGCGGCCCCACGUCGACUACUUUCUGCGCAAGGUCGCCUCAUGGUACCACGUCGUUGUUUUCACCGCCUCUGUCCAAGAGUAUGCCGACCCGGUCAUUGACUGGCUCGACCAGGGCCGCGGCCUGAUUGGCACCCGCCUCUUUCGCGACUCGUGCACCUACAGGAACGGCAGCUACCAAAAGAAUCUCGCCCACGUCGACGCGGACCUGUCGCGCGUCUGCCUGGUCGACAACAGCCCGGCCUCGUACCAGAUCAACCAGGCAAAUGGCAUUCCCAUCGAGGGCUGGACCCACGACCCAAAUGACGAGGGCCUCCUCGACCUGCUCCCCGUGCUCGACUCGUUGCGCUUCGCAAGCGACGUCCGCCACAUUCUCGGCGUAAGAGGCUUCUGA